Messenger RNA from Plasmodium malariae, 2727 nucleotides. RefSeq names its product conserved Plasmodium protein, unknown function. The coding region runs from base 1 to 2727 and encodes 908 amino acids. The record is from RefSeq and is a predicted model, not a curated record. Lineage: Eukaryota; Apicomplexa; Aconoidasida; Haemosporida; Plasmodiidae. The transcript has a single exon.
AUGAGUAACUUACUAGAGAAAAUAAAAAAGCACAUACAGAUAGGGACGAAGCUUUAUAAUAAAUCCCCGGAAAUAGGCACAUCAUUAUCGUCCCGUAAUUUGAAAAAUAUUGAGGUGGUACUGGGAGAUGAUAUUAUUGAUGAGGACCUAUUGACCCCCAGGGCUUUUGAUAGAACAAAAAAAAGCAUGGGCAUGAAAAGUUUUGUUAUGAAUAAAUCAGGAAAUGGAAUAGAUAAAAAUCAGAUAAAUGAAUGCGGAGAGGAUGAUAUCAAAUCGAAUGGAAAUAUUGAAGGAACAAAUAGUGAUGGUAUUCAUACGGACAGAAAUUACAUCAGUGUAAAUGAUGUUGACAAUUUUGGAAAUUCGAACAAUCUUCUCGAUGAAGAUGAUGAUGAAGAGGAGGAUGAGAGUGAUAACAAUCGUCGUCUUCAUCGUGAUAAUCAUGUUCAUCUUGAUUAUUCUGAUCAACCUGAUGAUAAAAAUGGAGGGAUAAAUGGCAAUGACAAGACACAAAACGACAUUUAUAAUCUUGCAAAGAAUACCAGUAAUCAUGUAAUGGAAAAAAGUCAAUCAACCUUCAUGAAUAACGGAUGGCAAACACCCAAAAAAAGUAAUGUAGGUUCAUAUUACUCAGGAAUAGAUAACCCGUCAACCUUAAAGAAAUACAAAACACCAUGUGAAAUGGAUAUGCUUCAUCCUGAUGAAAGCUUAAUAGGUAAUAAAUGUAUAACAAUUAAUAAUUAUGUAAAUCCACCAAAAUAUGUAGCUCCAGUAGUUACACCGAGCAAGUUUCCCUUAUCAGGGGAAAAUAAUCCACAUAUGACAUAUGAAGAUUUUAAGGGUCUUUUUAAACAUAAAGCUUGUAUUAUAAGUGAACACGAAUUUAAUAGUAAUAAAUCAUCAAAUAAUAUUGAUAAUGGUGAUAGGAAAUAUUUAGAAUAUUUUAAUACAAGUUAUGAAAAUAACUCUUGGCCAAAUAAAAAAGAAGUCUGUCAGUCUGUAAAAAAAAUAAGUAGCAAAUUUUAUAAUAAUGAGAGGGAUUCACCUAAAUCUAGAAAGAGAAAAGUAGAUAGUAAUUCUAAACUAAGUACUAAAAAAAUUUUAGACGUACUAGUAGGUAAUGAUAAAAAUAAAAGUGAAAAUAAUAGUAACAACACUACUAGCAGUAGCUGCUCUAUUAAUAAAUACAUGAAAAAGGGUAAAAAUCAAAAUAACGAAAAAGAUGAUGACAUGAAGAAAAACAAAAAUGAUGUAGAAUUAAUUGAUUAUGAAAUAAAUCCAAUAAUUAAAACAGAAAAAAAUAAAGCACAAAAUGAAAAUAUACCAAUGCAGGAUAUGGCAAAACAGAAGCAAAAUCCAUUAACUCCAUUAUAUGAGCCAUAUUCAAAAGAAUUAGAUAUCAUUUUUAAUAAAAAUAUUAUUAAAACACCAAUCAUAUUGUUAAACAUAUAUCAAUACUUAUUGGUUGUUAUAUCAAGGAGAAAUCAGAAAAAUCAACCAAUUUUUUAUCAACUAAUAAAACAAGAAGUUAUUAAUUUAAAUCCUUGUAGGUGUUUUAGUGAAGAAUCACUUAAACAACUUGCUUGGCUAGCUCCAAAUUUAAUUCAAUUAAAUAAAGUUGUAAUUACAAAAGAAAUUUUUGAGACUAACCAACAAAUAUACGCUGAUUAUGUAACAGGGAAAAAGAUAGAAGAUAUACAAAUAAGAGAACAUACUGAAAAUUGUGAAAAUAUAUAUAAAUACACAUCAGCAGAUAAAUUAGAAAUGUUAAAAAGAAUAAUUAUUAAUUGGGCAAAUGUAAAACAUAAUGAAUUACUAAAAAAAAUUAACCCUGAUUUUUAUUGUGCAAAAUAUUCAGAACUAAAAAAAUGGCAUUCAACAUUCAAUUUCAAUGAUAUUAUAUUUCCAUCUGUUACACUAGAAGAAAAUAAAAUGCUAGCUCAAUUAGCUCAAACACCUCAAGAAAGUAAUGCAGAUGAUUUUAUAGUAAUUCAAGAUAGCCCUAUAAAAUGUGCAACUAUUGAUUUAAGAAAAAAUGGUACUUUCAUUAAAGAAAUGGAAAAGGAAAAGACUAGAACACCUUUAGGAAAAAAUAGAAAAAAAGCCAACUACAUGAUGAAUUCAUUUAUUAACACACAUAAUAAUAAAGAAGAUACACCAAAAAAAAAAGAAACAAAUAAUAUGAAAUUAAUCCGUGAGGAAGCUAAUAAAAAAAAUAUAUUAAAAGAAAUUAAAGUAGAAUUUGAUAAAGAACAUGAAACAUUAUUAAUUGAAAAAAAAAAGUUUGAAAAUGCAAAAUGGAUAGCUGAAAUCAUACAUGAAGCUUUUGUCGUUGAAGGAACAUAUACAGUAAUAGAAUUAAAUACCUUUUCUAAAAAGAUUGCUGAAAAAUAUAAAAGUAAUAAAAAUUUCCAAAUGGAUCAAUCAAAAAUUAGUCAAAUUAUAGAAAUUCUACCAAAUUAUAUAACAGAUAUUAGUAUAAAACCAAGUAUGAUGAAUAAAAGUAAUAUGAACUUGUCAGUUAAAUCAAAAAAAAAUCUUUACAAUUUCUUAGAACCUUUAACUAUCAAAAUUAACGAUAUUACCAAAAAGUAUCAGGAAUUAAAGAAUAAUAAAGAUUCAAGAUUAAACGAAUUGUGGAAAAAAUUUAACGUUAAUUUUGAUCUCACUGAAAAAAUUAAAAAGUACUUUUUGACCCCUGGUUCUAUAGGUUUGUCUGAAUUGUAA